Molecule: messenger RNA, 777 nt
Organism: Cherax quadricarinatus
Lineage: Eukaryota; Metazoa; Arthropoda; Malacostraca; Decapoda; Parastacidae
Source: RefSeq, a predicted model, not a curated record
UUCUUAGUACCUUGAUGGUAACUUGCUCGUCUUUGUCCUGCUUACAAUUGGUUAAGGUGUAAAAUUUUCAGUAUGGAGGAAUAUAGUCUUCAAGUGCACAACUUCGCAAAGACAUCACAACGUGGAUUUAUGGUAUUUGGGCACCAGCGUUCCCCAUCAAUGGAGUUCAAGGAGUUAACCAAGAAAGAUGCACAAAUCCAAUUAGCACAGGAGCUGCAGAAGCUACUUGUCACCUGCCCAAAUUCUUAUAAGGAUGUCAUACAGAAGGAUUUUGAAGGAUAUGAGAAGCUUUUUGGGCGCUUCAUCAAUGAAACAGGGCCAUCAGUGGAAUGGGAGAAAAUUCAAAAACUUCCCGAAGGAGCUGUGUGGAACUUUUCUGAACUACGUGCUCCGGAUACUGAACUUGUGAAAAAUAUGCUUAACAAAUUAGUUGUUGUGAAACUUAAUGGUGGUCUUGGUACAUCCAUGGGUUGCCAAGGUCCCAAGUCAAUCAUCCCAGUGCGCUCUGAGCUCACCUUCCUUGAUCUUACUGUUCAGCAGAUAGAGCACCUCAACAAGACGUACAGCACAAAUGUCCCUCUGGUGUUAAUGAAUUCUUUCAAUACUGAUGAUGACACACAGAAGGUUAUACGCAAGUACCAUGGAUUCCAGGUUAAGACGUACACGUUUAAUCAGUCAAGGUAUCCACGCAUCAACAAGGAAUCUUUAAUGCCGAUUGCAAAGACUACUGGUUCAGAUGCUGAUCUUGAAGCGUAAGUACAGUAUGUACAUUUUACC